Prorocentrum cordatum is the source of this 423-nucleotide messenger RNA. Lineage: Eukaryota; Dinophyceae; Prorocentrales; Prorocentraceae. The record is from the annotation of a GenBank genome assembly.
AUGGUCCUGUCGAGCCUCGCGCGUCGGUCGACGCGGUGGAACCGUGCGGCAGCAUCCCCGCUUCUGCGAGAGGCCCUGGCGUCCCUCAACCUCGAGGCGACCAGCAUGGACGCGGAGACCGCUGUGGUUCUGGCAGAGGCGCUCAUGGCACCACACGCGCCUCCGAUCUCGGAGCUGGACCUCUCCUGCAACGAGCUCGCCGACGCGGGCGCCAGCGCGGCGGUGGCACUGGCGUGCCUUGCUCGGCGGGGUGUGCUGCAGGUGCUCCGCCUCAACUCCACCGCCCUCGGGGACGCGGGGGCCCGCGAGCUGGCCUCCGCCCUGGACCCGGAGGCGCCCGGGUCUGCCUACGCAGGCAUCGAGGGCUGCGUCCGCGGACCUGGCUGGACGUGGCUGAGCGUAGUUGGGCGUAGCGGGGCGUAG